Drosophila innubila is the source of this 2771-nucleotide messenger RNA. RefSeq lists its product as uncharacterized. The record is from RefSeq and is a predicted model, not a curated record. NCBI's taxonomy places the organism in Eukaryota, Metazoa, Arthropoda, Insecta, Diptera, Drosophilidae. The coding region runs from base 524 to 2317 and encodes 597 amino acids. The transcript is spliced from 2 exons.
UCCUGGUAUAAGACUAUGCGAAGACGUGACAGUAUAACAUGUCAAAUUGACAUUGCGAAGAAGAAUUUUUGACAAAUAGCUUAAUACGCGCGCGGAAUUUACAUAAGGUAAACACUUUUAUUGCUCAAUUGUUUUUAUAUUUAACGUUUUAAUUUAAAUGGCAUUUUAAGCAGUAUUCUAACCUCUGAGAGGUAGCUGUACUCGCAAUGUUUUCUGCGCACAGUGUUACGCUUUGCUGUGUGUAUUGCCGUUGUUGAUAUGCUAAGUUGCACAAUUGGCGUCGAUGUAAACACUGUUUCACUUCAUUUGUUGAUUACACUGCACUGCUAUUACAGUUUAAACACUAUUAAAAUUAGCAAUGUUUUGUUUUGCUGCAAUUUUAAUUAUGCAUUUACUUUUGAUACAAAAUGUACACACUGAAAUGAGUCUAAAUUUGCGUCUGCAACCAACUUCAUGCGAGUCGAAAAAGUGCGCGCAGCUGACUUCACGCGAGUCAAAAAUUGUAAACAAUGCAAGGUAAACAAUGAGUGACUAUGUUGAAAUGGAUUGUGUUCUGGACGAGCAACUGCUGUCCAAUAUGAAAUGCAGUGACAAUGAGCUAAUGGAUGAUCGGCGCAUGGAAGAGGAAGAUAUAGAGCUCAAGGCGCCAGUUAAUGAAGAUGCUGACACUUUUGCUGAUCCACUGCAAGAUACUGCUUUGGUGUCAUCUCACUUUGAGUGGCUUUUUAAAGAUGAGGACACUCUAUUAACGGAUGAGCAGUUGCCCGAGCUGCUGCUGAAACCUGCCAGAAGUCGUGGCAAGCGGGGACGACCUUCCAGCAGUAGUGGUAGCUUCAUUUCCAGCAAUGGUCAUACCUGGACUCUGGAACGUGAUCCACAGCCCGCGGCACACGAGGAGCUACAAGGAGCCAAGCAACAAGCCUGUGGAAAAGGUCCCUCACGAUCUGCCUGCAAUGCCGUUGAGUCUUGGAUGCUGCUAUUCGAUGAUGAUAUGCUGCGCAUGCUGCUCCGAAUUAUUAAUGAGCAGAUUCGCAAAAGACGCACUGGAAGCCAUGGAGAACGAGCCACGGAUCUCACAGAGCUGCGCUCCUGGCUGGGCUUAAGUUAUCUGUGUGGUGUGUUUCGCAAUGCACAGCACAAUGGACCUUUGGAGGAACUCUGGACACUGGAGCUGGGCAAUGCCAUCUUUCGAGCGACCAUGUCACUCACACGCUUUGUGUUCCUUACAGAGUGCCUCAGCAUGCCGUCGGACAGCAGUUGGCAUGAUGCACAACGUCUGUGGCAAAAGCUGCUCAUCAAUUGUCGCUCUUAUUACGGACCAAGCGGUUGGCUCUGUGUGGAUGAGGUGCCUGCCCUGGACAACUUGCAGUUGGUGUUAUGCUGCGAUGCGAAGACACGUUACAUGACCAAUGCCUUGCUGCAGAAGCAGCCAAUGACGCCCCACAAAGAGUUGAUGCAGCUCAUCUGUGAUUACAAGACCACAGGACGCAAUAUAACGCUGGGCUCCAGAUACGCUGCCCUCAAGCAUUGUGAGCAGCUGCUGCAGUGCCAGUUAAGCAGCAUUUGCCGACUGCACUCGACUGCAGCGGAUUACCCCAAGAACUGGUCAGCAGGCACACUUGUCAGCGGCGCCAACAGACUGACACAGCAAUCGGAUAACGCCUUGCUUACCUGUGGCCUUAACAGGCAGAUUAAUGCCCACCAAACGCAACUGCUCACCUCAGACACCUGCACACAAUUCCAUGAACUCUCUGCUAGAUUUAGCACCGGAUUUGCAGCUGCCAAGAAGAAAGAAGACAAGACCACUUCAUUUCUGGAGCUGCUGCAUCUCAUGCUCAAUAUAGCGGCUUUCAAUGCUUGGAUAUUGCUGCGUCUGUCGCCAAAAAUGGAUGCGAGUCUGGAGCAGCGCGACUUCCAGCGUCAGUUGGGUUUGUUUCUGACCCAGCAACGUUUGCAACGUCGUCUGAAUCUUCGAUCCACAUCGCUGGUGAUGCGACUGCAAAUCUGUGAGAUUCUGGGUCUAUCCAAUCAGCGACUGUUGAGUGAAGCCUCUACGGAUGCCAGGCAAACACUGGGAAUCGGUGUCAUCAGCCAGAGUCGCGCCUUGCUGCCCCAAGACGUCACCCUGGUCAGUCGUUAUGGCGAGAAGCAUCGUCGUUGCAAGCUUUGUUGCCGCAACAAACGUGGAACUAAGGCACGAUCCCGUUGCCAACAGUGUCAGAUACAUCUGUGUGGGAAUCAUCUAAUCUCACGUUGCUACGAGUGCACGGGAGUGACGACAAGUCAGCUGCAGGAAUGGAAUAUAAAAGACAAUUGAUGCUACCUUAAGAUAUAUAACAUUUAUUGAAAUGGUAAAGAUUUGGAGUGCUACAACGAAACCAGCAGCAAACACUUUGUGCCAUUACAAAUACAACAAGCUACAACUUUGGGAUUGGGCAACAAAGCCACUACUAAAAUUUGUACUGGAAAGAUUUGGGCUUAUACUUGUUAGCCACGUUUCUAUUGUUGCCAUUGCCAUUGCCAGUCUCGAAGGGAUCGCUGCGGUCCAGGAACAAACUGAGGAACUGUUCGUUUUGCAGCUCAUUCAAUGGCAUCUCCAGUUCGCUGCAGGACUUGACAAUCUCAGCACAAGCACGCAAAUCCUUGCGCAAGUCUGUAAAAAUGAUUAUGUUAGUAAUAAAAAACUAGUAGGCGGUUACAGUCGACAGUAGAAUACCCUGUGCAUAGGUACUCUGUACUGAAAGUUGAUUUUUGACCAAUUGUUCCUAUGA